Messenger RNA from Impatiens glandulifera, 1631 nucleotides. Its product is annotated as protein GRAVITROPIC IN THE LIGHT 1. Bases 209 to 1498 code for a protein of 429 amino acids. The transcript has 2 exons. Gene Ontology annotation, biological process: response to red or far red light; negative gravitropism. The record is from RefSeq and is a predicted model, not a curated record. NCBI's taxonomy places the organism in Eukaryota, Viridiplantae, Streptophyta, Magnoliopsida, Ericales, Balsaminaceae.
AUGGAAUUCAAAUUCUGCCGCUGUUUCUCUCGUGUUCUCUGCAGUACUGCAGAUUGCAGAACGACAAUGCAGAUUCCCUUCGCUUCUCCCAAAACAAACUCUCUCUCCCUCUCUCUCUUACUGUUUAAAGUCAAAGAACCUCGCGUUUGCCGAAAUUUACUUCUUCGUUCCUGCUUAACAAGAAUCAUUUCGUUGAGGAUUUGGGUGGAUGGAAAUGGAAUGUCCAGUAAAGCCGCAACCUAAAGUUUCAAACUUGGCUGAGUUUGUGUUCAAGAUCGUCAAAGCCUGCAGACUUAGAGCUGUAGGCUUUGUCUCUUCUGAAAAGACCGACGGCCCCGAUGCUCAAACGACCCAAGACGUCAGCGAUGAUACGGACGAGGCAGAAACUAUUGCGGAGAAAGUUCAUCCACACCCGUUUGUCGAGUCGCAUAAUGAAUCGGCUGAACGUUGCGAUAUUGUUGUCUCCAGGGUAUUCGAUGUAAUGUCCGCUGUCAAAUUGGCCUACGUUCAGCUUCAGAAGGCUCACAUGCCGUAUGACCCAGAUAAAAUAAAGGCUGCAGAUGAGCUUGUUGUGUCUCAUCUUGAGUUACUAUGCAAGAUUAAGCGAUCUUUCAAGGAGAAGAAGCAAUUGAAACAUGUUAAAUCUCUAUCUUGUAGCUCUGAACUUUUAUCCACAGAGAUUCAGGCUCACAAGAGUCAAUUAGAGAAUUUGAAAUCCCUGGUCGGUAUUAAAAGGAGCGAGGUACUUCGUUUGCAGAAGGAACUUACUAGUUUGGAAUUGAAGAACAGAAACCUAUACGAUGAAGCUAAGAAAAGUCGAAAUUCCUGUCAACUUGAAGGUAUCGUUGAUGCAACUGCUAUGGCAAUUCAUAAUUUUGCAAAACCGGUAAUAAAUUUGAUGAAAGUUUCAGGGUGGGAUCUUGACAGAGCCGCUGAAGCUAUUGAGAGUUCAGCAGCUUACUCAAAGAGAUCCCACAAAAAGUAUGCCUUUGAAGCUUACAUUACCCGGAGGAUGUUUUCCGGGACAAAGAUAACUGACACUAAUUCCUGCGAUAUAGAUUGCAUAUCGAGAUUUGAGGAUCCUAUGGAAGCUUUGUUUAUGGAUCCACAUUCUAGUUUCGGCAAAUUCUGCUUAACAAAAUAUCUUGUAGUCGUUCAGCCAAUUCUCGAGACAACUUUCUUUGGGAAUUUGGAUCAUAGGACAUUUGUGUCUUGUGGAAUACAUCCUAGGACACCAUUUUAUCAAGCUUUUGUUAAAAUGGCAAUGUGGGUAUGGGUCCUUCUAGUUACUUCCACCACCCAAUCUAGGCCCAAGGCCGAGAUGUAUGUAGUCAAGAGAGGAAGCGAAUUCUCAGAAGCUUAUAUGGAGCCAGUGGAGGGACUAGGAAAGGAAAAUACAUCAACAAAGGUUGAGUUCAUGGUCAUGCCUGGUUUUAUAAUUGGAAAGAGAUUAAUCAAAGCUCGGGUUUAUUUAAAAGGAACCAAACUAGACAAUUAGCCCUUUGCUAAUUGGUAAUCGAGAAAUUUCAUUUCAUUUCAUUUGUUUUCUCCUUUUUAAUGGAAGUUUUUGCCUGUGCUACUAAGUUGUUCUGCUUAGUAUUUAAAGCAAAAGCUUCAAGCUUAUGUUCUUA